CGUAAGACGCAAUUUGUACAGACGAGUAAAGUAUUUCGAAACUUUAUAAUAAAAAAGAUAACUUCUUUCUCACAGGAUAAUUUGUUAUGGUAAUUUUCAUUUUAGAAAAUGUGUUAAAACAUGAUGUAACCAAGCUCACAAAGUUAACCACUUUUUAAAUUUAUAAACCAACUUGACGUCACAAUCGUAUUUACUAUAUACAAAAUCAGCUGAUGUCGAGUUGUGUGUCUUAUACUUAGAUGUGAAGUAUGAAUAUCAUGAAAUCGUUUCGAGAGAUUUUACAAAGUUCAAGAAAUGUGUUGAUAUUAACUGGAAGCGGGAUUUCAGCGGAAUCUGGAAUUCCAACCUUUAGAGGUGCAGGUGGUUUUUGGCGGAAAUACCAAGCACAAAGUCUUGCUACUCCAGAAGCUUUUGCCGCAAAUCCUUCGUUAGUUUGGGAGUUUUAUGAAUAUCGUAGAAAUGUAGCCAAUGAAGCUAAGCCUAAUAAAGCUCACGAAGCGAUAGCAAACUUUCAAAAUCGGGCUUUGAAAGAAGGUAAAAAUGUUACUAUUGUAACACAGAAUAUUGAUGAACUUCAUCAAAGGGCUGGCGCUAAAGAUGUGGUGGAACUUCAUGGCUCGCUUUUCAAAACCCGUUGUACAGUGUGUCACGAGGUUGCUGUAAAUACAAAUAUUCCAAUAUGCCCUGCACUAAAAGGAAAAGGAUCUCCAGAUCCCAAUGUAAUGAGUUCUGAUAUUGCGAAAGAUGAUUUGCCUCGAUGUCAAAAGGAAAGUUGUAAAGGUUUAUUAAGACCUCAUAUUGUAUGGUUUGGUGAAAGUUUGAAUGAACACAUACUUCAGCAAGCAUACGAUGCUGUGGAAACCUGUGAUGCUUGUUUAGUUAUUGGUACAUCAUCAGUUGUGUAUCCUGCGGCAAUGUUUGCGCCGCAAGUGGCGGAACGCGGUGUUCCAGUUGCCGAAUUUAACUUAGAAACAACUCCCGCCACAAGACACUUCAAGUACCACUUUGAAGGUCCCUGUACAAUUACAGUGGUGGAAGCUUUAGAACCUUGAAUCUUAGGUACUUAUUAUGUACACAUUUCUUACCUUGUACCAAACAUACUUCAGUGUUAAGUCCAAGUUUAUUUAAAUAUUUUAACCAUAAUCGUUGCUUUGUCGAAAGUACGUCAUUAGGGCCUUUUACCUCUACAAUUUUGUGCUUCAAGAAAUAGAUUAUGUUUAGUAAAUUAAAAUAGUUUUAGGUGUACAUAUGUGAAAAUAUAUUUUCAGAAAACCAGUUGAUAAGUAUUCACCUGUUUUGUAUCAUAAUUCCAUACAAUUAAAUCAGGAAAUCCAGCUGUCCAAAGGUUAUAAUUUUCAACUAUUCUUCUACAAAUGCCUAUAACACCUUGAACCCCCAAACAAUGGACAAUUUCCUGAAACCAGAAAUUAUUUUCCGUGAUGCACGAAUAUAUUUUAUAAAAUGUAUAGAAAAAGAAUAUAGUAAAUAAGUUAUGAGCAUGAUUCUUAUAAGGUACAAUACUAUAAGUUAUUUCCGAUGCUGAGACUUCAUAAGAUAUCAUAUUUACUCUACAUAUUGUUUUUAAUGAUAUUAAAAAAAUAUAUACUUUCAUAUGUUCACUGUGCUGAAGUAAAUUAGUUGGCAUUAAAGACUGAUAUGAAUAAAACAUUUUAAAUCUGUCUUCCAUCCAACAGCUUAAAGACUCUUCAUUAUAAUUAUUAAGUAUUGAGUUUAGUGUCAUGUUUAUGCUGUCUUUCCUAUUUUCAUAGAAAUAUUUGGUAUACAAAUCAGCUGGAGCAUCAUCAUAAGGACUCGUAAAAGUUCCAGGAAUGUGUUUAUUAUACAGUUCUUCCCACAAUAAAGUAGUGAAUAAAAGAAUUGGUAAAUUCCCUUCGCAAUGUAAUCCGUUUGAAAAAUUUUGUUUUGUGUAGUAAUAUAAAGCCAAAGCUUCUACAGAUCCAUAACUUUGACUUGUAUUAUUAUUUUCUAUGCACCAUAUGCUCUUACUUCCAGGAACAUUUCUCAUACUAAAACAAAAAAUAUUGAAUUAUGAUACACAAUUUUCGUAAUUACAUUUGUACACAAAAAGAAGCUCCUUCCAAAUUUUUGUAAAUGUAUAGUGUUUGUUUCGUUUAUUAAAUAUGUGAAUCAUAUUGAUACAAGUUGAUUUACCUUGGACUUGUUGAAGCAUAAAUAGUAUUAAAUGUAGGAGUAAAUGUUGAUAAUUGAUCAAUAUGAUAAUCUAUCAUCUCACUAAUAUUUUUUUUUGUAUCAGGUUGUAUUCCCUUUUUCUUCUUUUGAAUUUUCUUUGCUCUUCCUAUAAGGUCUUCAAUGUCUACUUGUGAUAAAUGUUCAUUAUUUAAGGCCUUCAUUAUUAUCAAUGCUGUAGAUUCUACAUCUUUCUGAUGAUGCAUUGUAAUAAGAGCUAAUUCACAAUACCACUUUCCUUUUCGUGUAUGCAUAUGACAAUCCUGUUCUAACAAAAACUUUAAGAUUUCUACAGCACGUGUCUUGUUUUCACAUUUUUUAAAUGCAUCUACACUUUUUGAAAGUAUUUUUAACCAUACAUAUCCAGGCAUAAAACGUCUUACAUGCAUAGGAAUUUUGGAAUUUUUCAGUCUGCAAUUGAUAAAAUUUAUAAAUAGAAUAUUGAAAAAUGUACAUAGUACGUUAUACACUUACUACCUUAAAAAUUCAUCUUUUAAUACACUUGGCAGAGUUUCCAUUGCAAAAUUUCCAUUGGUUCGUACAUCUGCCCAAUUUUUAUUUUCAAUUGAUUUUAAUGUUGCAGACAAUAUAGAUUUAACAUUCACGUAACUGUGAAUGAAAAUAAAUUGAAAUAAAUUAAACUCAUUAAAAGUUAUGGAAACUCAACUAAAAUGAAAUAUAGAUAGCUUACCUUAACAAAUGAUAUCGAUUUGAAAAUAUUGGAAAAUGAUUUUUAGGUACGUUGGGAUAUAUUACUUUUCCUAAAUAAAUAUUACCUAGCCUAAAGUAUGUAUCUGCUGUACUCAUCGCUGAAUCUUCAUUUGGUAAUAGUAA
Molecule: messenger RNA, 3042 nt
Organism: Nomia melanderi (Alkali bee)
Lineage: Eukaryota; Metazoa; Arthropoda; Insecta; Hymenoptera; Halictidae
Product: NAD-dependent protein deacylase sirtuin-5, mitochondrial
Cellular component (GO): nucleus
Molecular function (GO): NAD+ binding; protein-succinyllysine desuccinylase activity; histone deacetylase activity, NAD-dependent
Source: RefSeq, a predicted model, not a curated record